Myodes glareolus (Bank vole) is the source of this 3896-nucleotide messenger RNA. It is a transcript of the gene Ppp2r5e, whose product is annotated as protein phosphatase 2 regulatory subunit B'epsilon. Gene Ontology annotation, molecular function: protein phosphatase activator activity. Lineage: Eukaryota; Metazoa; Chordata; Mammalia; Rodentia; Cricetidae. Gene Ontology annotation, cellular component: protein phosphatase type 2A complex; cytosol; nucleus. The record is from RefSeq and is a predicted model, not a curated record. Gene Ontology annotation, biological process: signal transduction; protein dephosphorylation.
CGGAAGUCCGUCAGAAAAGCCAGACAGAAGAGGUCGCAGAGUUCCUCACAGUUUAGAUCUCAAGGCAAGCCCAUUGAGCUCACACCUCUGCCGCUGCUGAAAGCUGAUGGGGAGAUGGCUGCAGUGAGAUGGUGAUAGAAAUAUGGAGAAGCAUCUACUGCAAAAACGGAAGAGGAAGACAUGUGGUUCAACUUUGCUGCUCACUGCAGUGACUUCUUCAGUGAGAAUCCUUCUGGAGAUGGUUUAACUUUAAUGGCCUUCCAGAUCGAUGGAACCUGACCUGGUGGAACCUCAUACACUCUAAUAACUAGACGUUCCAACCUCAGAGCAGCCUGAACUGUUCCUAAAGAAACUUCAGCAGUGCUGUGUCAUUUUUGACUUCAUGGACACGCUAUCUGAUCUAAAAAUGAAAGAAUACAAGCGCUCCACUCUUAAUGAACUGGUGGACUACAUUACAAUAAGCAGAGGCUGUCUGACAGAGCAGACUUACCCUGAAGUAGUUAGAAUGGUAUCUUGCAAUAUAUUCAGAACUCUCCCUCCUAGUGACAGCAAUGAAUUCGACCCAGAAGAAGAUGAACCUACCCUCGAGGCAUCGUGGCCCCACUUACAGCUUGUAUAUGAAUUUUUCAUACGAUUUUUGGAAAGCCAAGAAUUCCAACCCAGCAUUGCCAAAAAAUACAUAGAUCAGAAAUUUGUAUUACAGCUUUUGGAGCUAUUUGACAGUGAAGACCCCCGAGAACGGGACUAUUUAAAAACAGUCUUGCACAGGAUUUAUGGCAAGUUUCUUGGGCUUAGAGCAUUUAUCCGAAAACAAAUUAACAAUAUUUUUCUAAGGUUUGUUUAUGAAACAGAACACUUCAACGGUGUAGCUGAACUGCUGGAAAUAUUAGGAAGUAUUAUCAAUGGCUUUGCUUUACCACUUAAGGCAGAGCACAAACAGUUCCUGGUCAAAGUGUUGAUCCCUCUACAUACUGUCAGGAGUUUAUCUCUCUUCCAUGCCCAGCUGGCGUAUUGUAUAGUACAGUUUCUGGAGAAAGAUCCUUCACUUACAGAACCAGUUAUUAGGGGUUUAAUGAAAUUUUGGCCUAAAACAUGCAGUCAAAAAGAGGUCAUGUUCCUUGGGGAGCUGGAAGAAAUCUUGGAUGUGAUUGAACCAUCACAGUUUGUUAAAAUCCAAGAACCUUUGUUUAAACAAAUUGCCAAGUGUGUUUCUAGCCCCCAUUUUCAGGUAGCAGAAAGGGCACUCUAUUAUUGGAAUAAUGAAUACAUCAUGAGUUUGAUAGAAGAAAACUCCAACGUCAUCCUUCCCAUCAUGUUCUCCAGUCUUUAUAGGAUUUCAAAAGAGCAUUGGAAUCCGGCUAUUGUGGCGCUGGUGUACAACGUGUUGAAGGCCUUCAUGGAAAUGAACAGCACCAUGUUUGAUGAGCUGACAGCCACAUACAAGUCAGAUCGUCAGCGUGAGAAAAAGAAAGAAAAGGAGCGUGAAGAAUUGUGGAAAAAAUUGGAGGAUCUGGAGUUAAAGAGAGGUCUUAGGCGCGAUGGGAUAAUUCCAACUUAACAGCAAUCUGACAGCGACAUCACUAACCCAUGGGGUCACAUGCUUAUGUAGUAGAAGGAUGGAGCAACAGUUUUCUGUAUUGUGCAACUUUACAGUAGAUUUCACAUUUGUCUCAUUAUUACAGCAGCACUGUAUAUACCUGUCUCUAAGUAAAGGAAACAUAAGGACUUCAAUCCAAAGUUUGGACAGUAGAUGGACUUCUCAGAACUUUGCAAACAUAAUCAUUGUUCUAACCCUCUUAAAAAAAAGAAAAACAACAAAAGGUCUUCAGAGAUCUGUUGGUGAAAUUGCUAUGUUAAAAUUCCAUUAUCAGGAGUUCCUUAUUUAUCACUAGCAGAGAGUAUGAUACAAUUUUCAAAUGUGAACAAUCUUAAAUUUAGCUUGUCUUUCUGCUAAGCUGUUAAAUGUAUUUAUAGUAAAGGAAGAAAAGAUUGUCAUUCUUUAUAAGUUUGUAUAACACCCUCCUCUGGACAGCUUGACUGUAAUUUGGCAUCUUUUCCUUUUGCACACCUUCAUGAGUCAGAUGUCCGCGUGGAAUGGGGCAAUGAAUUACAGAGGUCGCUGGUGAAAUUUGUCUGCUGGGUGAGCAUCCUCCCGGUGCCCAGGUGUUGCCGGUACUCCUUUAGUUUUCAGAUCAGGAGUAACAAGAGAGGGGGUGAUAAGCAUAGUAGCGAAGGGAAUGUUGGGCUGCGUAUCAGAUAUGGUAAGUCCAAAUCAAUGUCUUGAAUCCUUUGAAAACAGGCAGCGGGACGCGCAAGGCCCCAGCCCCUGCAGCACUGGCUGCAGUCGUCAUGGUGCAUCCAGAGCAGAGACAAUUUAGACAUGUCAGAGAAACGUCCUUUCCCACCCUAUGAAGUGAGAAAGACAGAACACUAAGCAUAUAACCAUGACAUUGAGCACCAGGACUACGCAUCCAAUUGGGGACCGAGUGGAGCAAACAGCGUGAACUGUUUGAAGUUGUUGCCUUACUUUCUAAUAUGUACUUAUAAAGUAUUUCAGCAAAAGAGGAUGCAGCCUCUGGGAGAAACAAAACAUGUUCCAGUGUUUUUUUGUAGAUUCUUGUUCAAUAGCUCACCACAGCGCCAGCCCUGUUUUUAGCCAGAAAGGAUUCAGGAUCAACAUUAUGCAUUCUGAUAUGGAUGCAUAUUCCUAACUACUGUAUUUGUUACCAAAAGUGGUUCUACAAAUGCUACUGAAAAAAAUCUGGAAAUUCCUAAUGUCCUGAGUAUUAAUAAUAAAGUUUAAAAAAUACUUUUAUAUCAAAGGUGCAUCGUGACCAAAUUGUUUAAGAAAUAAAAACAAAACUAGGGCUAUACUCUAGAUGUAUCUUAUUGGCUCUCUGUUCUGUAUUAAAGGAAGAAUCUUGCUUGAUAGGCAAAUUGCUGAUGUACUGGUGUGCAGUAUGUACUUGCCCAAUGUGGUUGCAUUGCUGUGUACUGACAAAUAUGUGUUGGGGGAUUUGUUUCCUGGGAAGCUCUUGUUCAUUAGAGACAGGGCUGAAUAACCCUGAACCAUCAUGUCCAGCAGUGUUCAUGACGUAGAGCUGAUUCUGUGUUCAUAUGUUGAGUUGUGAUCGUAGCUAACGUGAACACAUGAACUGUUGUUGCUCUCGUAGAAAUACCAUAUAGAUAUGGGCUUGUAUAUUUCCUUCCUUUUAAAUGUAAAGUAGAAUAUGCAGCUUUGUUGUUUGCAAGAAAAAGGAGGGGAAAAGCCAUUGAUUGACCUUUCUCACUUAUGAAGUGUUUCCAGAUUGUCGGUCACAGUGUGUACAUAAAGUAAACUAAUGGUGGAUAAUGUUUUCAUCUAGGUACCUUUGGUUUUUUUUUAAUGCCUUUGUUGAUUCUCAAAAGGAAACACAGUGUUUUGUUGUUGUUGUUGUUGUUGUUUUAUAAGGUGUGAGACCUCCAAGUACAAGAUGGUUCGGUGGAACGCAUAGGGUUUUAGAGAGCAUCCCUAACAAGGAGGGUCCCGUGUUAGAAACGUGCUGGAGCAGAGGUGCAGGUUCACAUACUGAUGCUGAGAAUUAAACCCGUAGCCCAUCUCUUCUUUUAGCUUUUCUAUUUUAGCCGUUACUUUAGAUUUUCAUUACACGUAUCUUUGAUAGUAUAAACUUUGCUUGCCGUAACCUGUGCCCCUCGGGAUGAAAUGUGCUCAUUUGAGAUGAGCGAGGUCAGGACCCCUCUCUGCACCAUGUCCUUGUCCUCUGAGCUGAGGGCGAACAGUGCUGGCACCCUGUCUGUCAGUUUUGUCUGUUGAUCAUUCCCAGCUGAGAAGAAUAAAGCUAAGCUUUAGACUAUUUAAAGAUUUGUGAUUAGAGCUGUCUAAACUCACAGGGCAA